Messenger RNA from Adineta steineri, 1359 nucleotides. Lineage: Eukaryota; Metazoa; Rotifera; Eurotatoria; Adinetida; Adinetidae. The record is from the annotation of a GenBank genome assembly.
AUGAUGGAUUUUGAUGAUGAUUUUGAUUUUAUGACUAAUGAUAUUAAAUGUGUACAACAUUCAACGAAUGAUUAUGAAAAAGAUAAUUUUGAUUUUCCAAUUUUUCAUUCUACUCCUUCAAUUUCUCGUUCAAAACAAGUAUUACGUCCAGUUGAUUAUCCAUCAGUAAAGCAAUAUUAUGGUAUUGUAACUUUUUCGGAUUAUAAAUUACCAAUUAUCUAUCGAUUAAUUAAUGAAACUCAUUAUAUUCCUUAUAUUCGUUUUUCUUAUGUUCUCAAUAUUUUUGAACAUCCUUCAUAUAAAGAAUUUUCAAUUGAUGUUCGAAAUUUACCUAUUAUUGAAAUGACAUCAAUAGAAAAGAUUUAUUAUGAUCAAUUAUCAUCAUUAACUAAUGAUACAGACUGGUCAAAUAACCAAUUAUUAAGUGUAUCAAUGCUUGAUGGUGUUUUAGCUAUUAUUAAUCUUACAGAAUAUUUUCAUUCGAAAAAUGAAUCAUCAUCUAUAGAACAAUAUCAAAAAUGGCGAGAAGCAAUGAAUACAGUACGUCAAGAAGCACAUGAUCGUUGGAUAUUAGAUGAGAAAACAAUUUUAAUUCGAUUAAAAGAAAAUAAAGAUGAUAAUAAAACAUGUAUAUCAUCAACAAGCAUUGCAAAACGUCGAGCAUUAAUUGAACAACGAUUAGAUCUUUCAAUUGUUGAUGAAGAAGGUGGUUUUGUGCAAAUUGAUUCUUAUAUCUAUCCAUAUGUUAAAAAUCAAUUAGAUAAUCAACUUUAUAUAAAUCUUAAUGAUAUUCGACAAACAAAUAUUCCACUUUCAUCAUAUAUGAUAUAUUAUAGUAAUCGAGAAUCCGCAAUAUAUCGUUCUUAUACUAUAGUUAUUGAGCAAGCUCAAUUAAAUUAUGAAUGGAAUAUAAUUCGUCAUGGUCAAAAUUUAUCUGAUGAUAAUAUACCAUUUAUUUCACUUCAAACUUUUCUUCAUCUUUUUUUAAAUAAAAAAUCAAAUAUAAAUAUUCAAUUUGUUCAAUUAUUUGAAACAUCAUCAUUAGAUGAAAUCGAAUUUAAUUAUAAGAAUAAUGUUGCACGACAAUUUAUUAUGAUAACAAAAAGACAAGGUGGAUUUAUUAAUGGUAAUAUACCUUGUUUAAUAUUUCCACAAUUAAACCAACCAAUAAUUUGGAUUCCAAGUGAAACAAAAACUCAAAGAAAAAUGACAAAUGAUGAAAGGCUCUAUUUAAAUAUAAUACUUCUUUAUUAUGGACUUUGGAAAAAACUAUUAACAAGAAAAAAGCAAUGUUAUUUAAAAGAAAUUGAUGGAAAUGAUAAAGAAAAUCUUAAUUUAGAAAUAUUAUUUAAUGUUUAA